Messenger RNA from Phascolarctos cinereus (koala), 876 nucleotides. It is a transcript of the gene TIMM13, whose product is annotated as translocase of inner mitochondrial membrane 13. The record is from RefSeq and is a predicted model, not a curated record. NCBI's taxonomy places the organism in Eukaryota, Metazoa, Chordata, Mammalia, Diprotodontia, Phascolarctidae.
GUACUGGUACGGGUUGGCGCACGCGGCGGCAGUGGCGGCGCCCGGGUGACUUUGCUUCGGGGCCAUGGAGGGCAGUUUCGGUUCAGAGUUCGGGGGUGCGGCGGGGGCCGGGGGCGGGAAGCUGGACCCAGGGCUCAUCAUGGAGCAAGUGAAGGUGCAAAUCGCCGUGGCUAACGCGCAGGAGCUGCUGCAGAGGAUGACGAACAAGUGUUUCCGGAAGUGCAUCGGGAAGCCCGGCAGCGCCUUGGAUAACUCCGAGCAGAAGUGUAUUGCGAUGUGCAUGGAUCGGUACAUGGAUGCCUGGAAUACAGUGUCCCGAGCCUACAAUUCUAGGUUGCAGCGGGAGCGAGCUAACAUGUGAGGCAUGUACUCUUCUCAUGGACGUCCAGGAGCUCUAGCUGGGUUGUCCAGACCGGCCGUCCCCCUUCCCCAGAGCGGGCCAGCCACAGACACAGCCAGGGAGCUCAUCCUCCCGCCCUCCCUUCUGACAGGGUGCUUUGAGAAUGAAAGGAAUAAGGCAGGGGCAGGGGGGUGAUUCCCCACCUCCUCCUCAGCACACUAAUAAAAGCCCUGUUUGUGGAGCCUGGAUCUCUGCCCUUCUCUAAGGGCCCAGUUCUCCCUUCUCUGCUGUGGUCUCAGCCUAUAGCCAAAUGGUGGCCUCCUGCAUGCUGCGGAAGCUCCUGGCCACGUCGCGGAGGUUCCUGACCUUACCUGGCCCCAGCACACACUGAUUCAGAGCUGGGCCUUCGGCUGCUCCCUGGGAAAGAUGUGAUUGGCUCCCCCAGGUGGGGGAUGUGCAGCUCACGAGCCUUGGGGACAAUGUCAUCACCCCCUGUCAUUUAUCUGGAAAACAGUAAAUUGCUGUCUGACACCAGA